AUGUCUGCUGAAGCCUUUUCCAAACUGACAAUCGGGGAAACAAUGGUGACGACUCGGGCAGGAGCCAGAGCGCGAACAGCACCCGUCCAACGGUCGAAUUCUUCUAGUCUUUCUUCGGCCCCGCCCUCCCUAGAAGAAGUCGAAUGCCAGUCCGUUUCGGGGAUUAAGUACGACAUCGCUGGUCUCGCCGAUGAGGUUCGCAAGCGGGCCAGACACGGCCUCAUACACCAAAAUGAUGCUAUUAAACUAAAGUACUGCAAAACGAUCUCACAUGACCCGAGCGUCUACAUGUUCUAUAUCGCGGACGAUAUAUCUCUGAGGAUGGGUGAGGGCUACGAUGCCCCUGAAUGUAGCUGUGGGGCGAAUGUAGGAGGUCUAGCAUGCAAGCACAUAUUCUGGAUGCUGGAUCGGCUAGUGAAUGCGGAAGCUCCCGACAAGUUCAAAUCCCAAACUCUGCGACUAGCCACAGAUGGAUCCACCGUCCAGAAUCUACAACCAGCGGAGAUUGUGGACAAUCAGGGCCUAGAAAAUGUUGCAAAUGACUUGGACUGCAUGUUCCAGGAUGACCGUGAAGUUGAAGAGAUAGAAGAAGAGGUCCGGGAAGAUAUUGGGAGAUUACUGUCUGUUUUUGAUCCGUCUGGCGAGCUUCCAGACGACUUUCGAAACUCUCAACCCCCAAUCCUCUCAGAGCAGGCUAGGAAAUAUCGAGAGUUCCAAGAGCUCUUCACUGAGUUCGCCAUCGAGGACCUUAGAUUAUUCGGCAGGCUUCGCUCGCUCAUUGAUCCGACUUUCCAGGCCCACGUAUUCUUUGACAAAAUCAAUGAUCGCGCGAUCCGCACGUUCAACGCACUUGAUGAAUACAUCAAGAACCCUGACUCUAUGGCUGAGAGGUAUGACGUUGUUACUUGCGCGGAAAAAUUAAGGAACUUAGUGACUCUGGUUACGGACUACCAAGCGGCGAAUGACCGUUCAAGAGAUGUGGCUAAUCGGGCGGCGGAAUCACUACUCAUCAUUCUUAACGGCGUGGUCAGCAGAAACUUCAACGCAUACGCCAACGUCACAAGUCGAAUUGUCCCUGAGGAGCCCGCAGAGAACAACCUGUUUGUCUGCUUGAUAGGAGCGCCCGCCACGGGUGGAGGCCAUUUCGUUCUGGAUACCCUAGGAGCCUUCCCGCAGGAUGAUGUUCUUAAAAACCAUUGGGAAAUGCUCCGCAACAUUAAAGAAGAACUGGAGGAUGAUACCACACCCUUUCGGGCACCCGCUUCUUUUAUAAGUACUUUCCGCACCAUUACGUCGGAAAGCAGGAAGCGAACAAACCCUGAGCCGGGGGGUAGCAGCGCGAAGAGGCCGAUGAAGUGA
This is a messenger RNA of Lindgomyces ingoldianus, 1359 nucleotides long. RefSeq lists its product as uncharacterized. Lineage: Eukaryota; Fungi; Ascomycota; Dothideomycetes; Pleosporales; Lindgomycetaceae. Bases 1 to 1359 code for a protein of 452 amino acids. Gene Ontology annotation, molecular function: zinc ion binding. The record is from RefSeq and is a predicted model, not a curated record. The transcript is spliced from 2 exons.